AUGACCAUGAAAAUCAUGGUAGCGAUCAAACGGGUCAUCGAUUAUGCAGUCAAAAUCCGGGUCAAGCCCGACAAGACUGGAGUGGAGACCUCAAAUGUGAAGAUGUCUAUGAACCCGUUUUGCGAGAUAGCAUUAGAAGAAGCACUCCGGAUAAAGGAGUCGGGUCGGGCCUCCGAGGUUGUGGCUGUCAGUGUGGGCACGGCUCAGUGUGCUGACACUCUCCGGACCGGGCUUGCAAUGGGGGCGGACCGGGCCAUCCACGUGGAUUAUCCGGGAAGUUUGUACCCGCUUUCCAUUGCCAAGAUUCUUAAAGCUCUUGUUGAAGCUGAGAAGCCUGGUCUUCUUCUUCUUGGCAAACAGGCAAUUGACGACGACUGUAACCAGACAGGCCAAAUGGUUGCUGGGCUUCUCAAAUGGCCUCAAGGGACCUUUGCCUCCAAGGUUGUACUGGACCAAGAGAAACAAGUAGUAACGGUGGACAGAGAGGUUGAUGGCGGUCUUGAGACUUUGUGUUUGGAAUUACCUGCAGUAAUCACCACUGAUUUGAGACUGAACCAACCAAGAUACGCUACCCUUCCUAACAUAAUGAAAGCAAAAUCAAAGGUCAUAACGAAAGUUACUCCACAGGAGUUGAACGUAGAGAUCAAAUCUGACUUGGAUGUCGUUCAAGUGACAGAACCACCCAAGAGAAAAGCAGGUGUUGUCGUGUCUUCUGUAGAUGAACUAAUCGACAAGUUAAAAAAUGAAGUGCACAUCAUUUGA
Fraxinus pennsylvanica is the source of this 762-nucleotide messenger RNA. NCBI's taxonomy places the organism in Eukaryota, Viridiplantae, Streptophyta, Magnoliopsida, Lamiales, Oleaceae. The record is from the annotation of a GenBank genome assembly.